Molecule: messenger RNA, 453 nt
Organism: Besnoitia besnoiti
Lineage: Eukaryota; Apicomplexa; Conoidasida; Eucoccidiorida; Sarcocystidae
Exons: 2
Coding region: 1-453 (150 amino acids)
Source: RefSeq, a predicted model, not a curated record
AUGGUGGAUCCUGUCAACAGCCUUGCCACAGCCGUCGCGCAGUCUGGCGACCUGCUUCUUCUGAGAAAAGAAGCGACGGAUGACGCUUCGGCGACGCGGCGACCCCGUAGCGCGCGCCAAGAGGGGGAGGCAUCGCCUCUCGAACGGAACCGCCAGAAGGACGAAGGCGAGUUGAGCUGGUCGGAGGCGUUGGACAUGCUGCUGGGCUCGAGCCCCAGGAAAGUCUGGCGCACGCUGAAUUACUGCAUUCCCGCUCUUCUCCUCGUCUCGCUCGGCUUCAUGUAUCUCGCCAGAGACGACUCACAGCUCCUCUGGCUGUUCUCCGGAUUUAUCGCACUCACUCUCGCGUUCGCAGUUGCGCUCAACUGGACUCUUUUGCAAGUUCUUCCUCCAGAGAAAGACGACGCAGAAGCGUCAGAAGCCUCCGAUCAGGGACACGAGAAAGAAUACUAG